AUGGGCAAACAGAGUAAGCACAGAGAAGAUGAUCGCUCGAAUAAACUGAGAACCUCAAAUGGCCACAAAUCAAAGCAGCACCAUCAACGUCGUGGUCGUCAAGAGACUGGUGCCAAUUCCCAAGUGAAAACAAGCAAAUUCCACACAAAGCUUGCCAUGUGGGACUUUGAUCACUGUGACCCUAAACGCUGCUCAGGAAAAAAGCUUGAACGCCUUGGACUCAUCACAAACCUUCGUAUCGGCCAGAAGUUUUCCGGGGUGGUUGUUUCUCCAAACGGUAAGGGAGUGGUGUGCCCUAACGAUAGAGAGGUGGUGGAAGCUAAUGGUGCCGCUGUGGUGGAGUGCCUGUGGGCUCGUUUAGACGAAGUCCCUUUCAACAAAAUAGGUGGCAAAAACGAAAGACUCCUACCUUACUUGGUAGCUGCCAACCCUGUGAAUUAUGGUCGCCCCUGGCGCCUCAAUUGCGUAGAGGCUUUAGCCGCUUGCUUCGCUAUUGUUGGUCACUUGGAUUGGGCUGAAGACCUAAUGUCAAACUUUUCAUGGGGUCAUGCCUUCAUUGAUAUCAACCGUGAAUUAUUUGAAUUAUAUCAGCUGUGUACCGAUCUGGAUCUGGUUCAAGCUGCUCAAGACGAAUGGCUUGAAAAAAUUGAACAAGAGGCCAAGACACGGAAAGAAACUGCAAGAACUCAGGACUUGUGGAUGACAGGUAACGUCAACCGUGGUAGUGAUUUACAUGUUGAAAAUGAUCUGGACGACGACCAGGAAGACGGAGUUGAAGAUGAUGUUUAUGACCAGGAAGAGUCGCUGGAGGUGAGAUAUGAUCUGUUAGGCAAUGUGAUUACUGUUAAUGGCAACGAAGUCAAUACAGAUCACGAGGAUGACGAGAAUGAAGAUGAAGAGGACGACGAAGAUGAAGAGGAUGAUGAGGAGAUUGUUUAUGAUUCACUUGGUAAUACAAUUUCCAAAUCUAUCAACCGGGAGAUCCAAGAGGAUGAUCUGAAGCAGGCAUCGGACCAAGCGAUUUCUACUGAGGAUGUCGCUAGGUUAAGCUUGAAUGAUUGA
Diutina rugosa is the source of this 1062-nucleotide messenger RNA. Its product is annotated as ribosome biogenesis protein TSR3. Gene Ontology annotation, molecular function: rRNA small subunit aminocarboxypropyltransferase activity. The record is from RefSeq and is a predicted model, not a curated record. The transcript has a single exon. Lineage: Eukaryota; Fungi; Ascomycota; Pichiomycetes; Serinales; Debaryomycetaceae. Bases 1 to 1062 code for a protein of 353 amino acids. Gene Ontology annotation, biological process: maturation of SSU-rRNA.